UUGGCUAUUUUUAAUUUUUAUUUUAGUUUACUGUUCAACUAGACUAAAAAUUUAUAUAUUCAUCUACCAGUCUGACUCGCUCCGAUCUGAUCGAUCCCCGUUUACUUUUUAUUUUAUUUUAUUUAUUAUACUCAAAACAAAAGAGAGAAUAAGAAGAAAUAUAUUUGAUAUUUGGGGCUAAAUCAAAAUCAAAAUCAAAAUCAAAAUCAAAAAUGGCUGUGCAAAGCAUUACUACUACUCCUACUACCAAUCUUUUCCUCACCAAAUCGAAAUCGGCAACGCUGUCUUUUACCUCAAAAUGCAAUGAUUCUUUAGUUGUUGUAGGAAUUGGAGGUCAGAGGAGGAGAACACCAAUUUUAUGUGCUACCAACAACAAUAGCAGUAGCAGCAGCAAUGAAAGUAGCAGCAGCAGCAAGAAAAGUGGAGGAGGAGGUGCAGUGCCGAAUUCGAAUUAUGUGGUUCCACUUGACAAAUCAUUUACAUCAACAAACUCAUCUUGCAUCACUCGCCCUCUUGUUGAGAUCCUCAGAGACCUCAACAAGAGGAUUCCUGACAAUAUCAUCAAAUCCUCUGAUGAUGAUCACACUUCCUUCGCCACUUUCAUCCCCUGGUACCAUGCUAAUCGGAUGUUGAGCUUCUAUGCCCCUGGAUGGUGUGGAGAGAUACGUGAUGUUAUAUUCUCUGACAAUGGAGGUGUGACUGUGGUGUAUCGUGUCACCAUACGUGGAUCUGAUGGAGAGGCUUACCGUGAAUCAACUGGGACAGUAUCACCUGGUGAUGGCCACAUUGUGGAUCCAGUUGCUGAAGCAGAGGAAAUAGCAUUCUGCAGAGCGUGUGCCCGGUUUGGCCUUGGCUUGUAUCUCUAUCACAAAGAAUAGAUGUUACAGAUGGCAAGGAGGUUGACAUUCCAAUUAUGUUAUUUCAUUUGUUGAGAACGUGAUAGUACUUACUAUCAACCCUUCUGGUUGAUGUACAUAUAUUUAAUAGAUGUGAAGCUAGAAUCCACAGAUUAUCCAGUUUGGAUCGUGGAGAGAACCAAGCCUUUAUGACAUUUUGUUUGGUUAAGUGAGUUCUUAAAUUGCUUAUAAAUAAGACAUUCUUCAGAAA
Molecule: messenger RNA, 1107 nt
Organism: Quercus robur (English oak)
Lineage: Eukaryota; Viridiplantae; Streptophyta; Magnoliopsida; Fagales; Fagaceae
Product: DNA repair RAD52-like protein 2, chloroplastic
Exons: 4
Coding region: 213-878 (221 amino acids)
Biological process (GO): double-strand break repair via homologous recombination
Molecular function (GO): DNA binding
Source: RefSeq, a predicted model, not a curated record